Molecule: messenger RNA, 219 nt
Organism: Leptosomus discolor (cuckoo roller)
Lineage: Eukaryota; Metazoa; Chordata; Aves; Leptosomiformes; Leptosomidae
Source: RefSeq, a predicted model, not a curated record
CUUGCUGCGUUAGAGAGGCAAGUGUUCGAUUUCCUGGGAUACCAGUGGGCCCCCAUCCUAGCCAACUUCCUCCACAUCAUCAUCGUCAUCCUCGGCCUGUUUGGCACUAUUCAGUAUAGACCUCGCUACAUAGUGGUGUAUGCCAUCUGGACUGCAAUUUGGGUCACCUGGAACAUCUUCAUCAUCUGCUUUUACUUAGAAGUGGGAGGGCUCUCAAAG